Messenger RNA from Cucurbita pepo subsp. pepo (vegetable marrow), 453 nucleotides. The record is from RefSeq and is a predicted model, not a curated record. Lineage: Eukaryota; Viridiplantae; Streptophyta; Magnoliopsida; Cucurbitales; Cucurbitaceae.
AUGGAAGAAGUGACCACUGAGGAAACUAUUCCAAGCGAGAUCAAGGAGGUACUAGACAGUUAUGCUGACAUAAUACCAGAGAGCUUACCACAAACAUUACCACCCCGUCGAGGCAUUGAUCACGAAAUUGAACUCCUCCCCGGGGUUAAACCCCCAGCGAAGAACGCGUAUCGGAUGGCUCCCCCUAAGCUAGCCGAAUUUAGGAAACAAUUAGAAGAGUUGUUGACGGCAGGAUUCAUUCGCCCGGCAAAAGCUCCUUACAGAACCCCCGUAAUGCCCUUUGACCUGACAAACGCCCCAGCUACGUUUUGCACGUUAAUGAACCAGGUUUUCUACGAAUACUUGGAUCAGUUCGUCGUAGUAUACCUCGACGACAUAGUUGUAUACAGCACAACCCUAGAGGAACACAAGGUACACUUGAAGCUGGUGUUUGACAACCUGCGGCAGAAUUAG